AUGGACGACAAACCCGCGAUUCUCUCACGGCGCGAGCUGCCCCGGACAACCCUGAUUUACAUCGUCGUCGGCCUCCUCGUCGGCGUCACCUGCACCGCCGCCGUCGUCGCCUUUCUCGUGGUCAGGCAUCGCAGAGGGCAGACGUACAGCCAGCUGCGGAAAAGAAGGAGCUCUCUUGCGACGACGGCAAACCGGGAAUCCUACAGGAAAAGCGUCAUGUCGACGAUCUCCGAGGUCGAUGACGCACAGCGACAGGCCAUGAUCCGCAAGUCGCUGGCCACUCGGAGCUCCAACAUGGACCUCAACGGGGACGCGGGCUCCAUCUUCACGGCGAUCCACCCCCUGGAUCGUCCCGCUUCACGUAUCAUGUACCGCGCCGUCUCCAACCAGCCGCCGCCGGAGGAGCCGAUUGCGGAAACCCACGAGGAGCCCCAGCCGGCUCAGGAGUCGCUGCCUCCUGCGUCGCGGGACGAGGAGUCUUUGGUUGGUCUCAAGGAGGACUGGAAGGAAUGGGAGGCGAGGCUUCACGAGAACUACUCCCUGUCGCUCGACCAUCAUCCGGCUGUGGCGCCCGAACGCAAGGCUUCUACCGGCUCGAAUGGGUCUGCGGGCGCAUAUCGCCUCGAUGACGGUCGGCCGCCUCGGGUCCAUUCCGGCGGCCUCGCUUCGCCUGAGCUCGACCGACAAUCGGAGCCUCCCGUGUCACGGCCUCAUUCCGUCGUUUCCUUCAAGUCUACAAGGUCGCUGCCCAUGAAUUACGAACUCAAACGAGACCGACGCUCUCGCCAUCAGCUGCAUCAGUCCUGGACUCCUUCAUAA
Messenger RNA from Trichoderma reesei QM6a, 819 nucleotides. RefSeq lists its product as uncharacterized. Lineage: Eukaryota; Fungi; Ascomycota; Sordariomycetes; Hypocreales; Hypocreaceae. Bases 1 to 819 code for a protein of 272 amino acids. The record is from RefSeq and is a predicted model, not a curated record. The transcript has a single exon.